AUGAUUAUAUUUCGAAUAUUUGAGAAAUAUAUUAAAUAUUACAAACUAUUUAAUACAAAAAGCUAUCAAAAAAGUCAUCUGUUUUAUUCAUUAAAUAAUUUUUCAACAUUAAAUGAAAAAAAAUCACAAAGUCUUUAUCGUUAUUUAUACUCAAAAAUUUUAGCUUGUGGACCUAUUACAGUUCAUGAUUACAUGAAAGAAGUUUUAACUCAUCCAACUCUAGGAUACUACAUGCAUAAAGAUGUUUUUGGAAAACAAGGUGAUUUUAUAACAUCACCAGAAAUUACUCAAUUAUUUGGGGAAAUGAUAGCUGUUUGGAUGAAAUAUGAAUGGCAAAAAAUUUCAAAGGAUUCUCUUCAGAUUGUUGAGCUCGGUCCAGGUAGAGGAACUUUAAUUAAAGAUAUAUUACGGGUGUUUAAACAAUUUAGAUCUCUAAAUGAUAUAUCAAUACAUUUGAUAGAAAUUAGUCCUAUUCUAUCACAAAUUCAGGCAAAGAAUUUAUGUAAAACAAUUAUAGAACAUAAUACAAAAGUAAGUGAAUACAAACAUAAUCCAGUCACAUACUAUAAAGAGGGUAUUACAGAAGACGGAGUAAAAUUAUAUUGGUACUAUUCUGUUAAAGAUGUGCCUAAAAAUUUUAGUAUAUUUUUAGCACAUGAAUUCUUUGAUGCAUUACCAAUUCACAAAUUUCAGAAAACUAACAGAGGAUGGAGUGAAGUUUUGGUAGACAUAAUUCAAGGAAGUAAUGAAGAGAAAUUUUGUUAUGUGUUAUCAAAAACAUCAACUCCUGCUACUUUUUAUAUAUCAGCUGAUGAAAGAAGAGAACAUGUUGAAAUUAGCCCAGAAAGUUUGGUAAUAGUAGAUCAUAUAGCAGAUUUUUUGUGGGAAUGUGGUGGAUUUGCUUUAAUUUGUGAUUAUGGUCAUAAUGGUGACAAAACUGACACUUUCCGUGGAUUUUCUCAACAUAAAGUACAUGAUCCAUUAUUACAUCCAGGAAGUGUAGAUUUGACAGCAGAUGUUGAUUUUGCAGCUAUCAAGAAAAUUGCAGAAAAAAAUAAUAGACUAAUAACUUUUGGACCAGUGACCCAAGCAAGCUUUUUACAAAAUCUUGGAAUUAAUGUAAGAUUGCAAAUACUUUUACAAAAUGUUCCCAAAGAAGAAAUAGAAUCCUUAAAAUCUGGAUACCAUAUGAUAAUGGAUGAAAAUAAGAUGGGAACUCGUUUUAAAGUUUUAUCACUGUUUCCGUCUAUUUUAAAGGAAUAUUUUAGGAAAGUACCAGUUGCAGGUUUUUAA
Eufriesea mexicana is the source of this 1293-nucleotide messenger RNA. Its product is annotated as NADH dehydrogenase [ubiquinone] complex I, assembly factor 7 homolog. Bases 1 to 1293 code for a protein of 430 amino acids. Gene Ontology annotation, cellular component: mitochondrion. Gene Ontology annotation, molecular function: protein-arginine omega-N symmetric methyltransferase activity. The record is from RefSeq and is a predicted model, not a curated record. Gene Ontology annotation, biological process: mitochondrial respiratory chain complex I assembly. Lineage: Eukaryota; Metazoa; Arthropoda; Insecta; Hymenoptera; Apidae. The transcript has 5 exons.